UUUCUGUUCUGCAGAGGAUGUGAAUAAGUUGACCUUAGGAAGUACUUAAUAUUUUAAUUUAAAAUGCUUUCGUUGUGCAGACGAAGUUGUGAUAACAGGUCUUAAUCAAACAAAAGUGUAGUGCCACCCAUCUGUCCUCAGGCUCUCCUGGAGUCUGCUAUAUGAUGUUUAUGUGAUGAUUUUCUCCUGCAUGCUGACAGCUCUCAUGGUGGACACUGCUUUCUAUCUCAGCAGCUUCCCUGCAGUCUUACUGCUGUUUUUCCUGUACGGCCUUGCAUGUGUAAGUCAGUUUUUAAAGCCGAAUUUUCUUACCACAUGAUUUAUUACUAUGUUGAUGAGCCAAAACAUUACUUCAGAGCCUUUUCAUAGUGCUCAGGACUCUACCCUUUGCAUAGUCGUAUUAACUAAGAGAGCUGAGUGGAUCCUCCGACUCAGCAGCAGUGAUCUGAAUCACAGCCAAAAGAUCUGACAGCAAAGUUUGCAGAAAGAAAGGUCACAGUCUAACUCUGGGGACUAAGGCUCUGCUUCCCUCGGUGGAUCUGAGUGUCUCAGGGAAUCUGGACACCCUGACAGCCUUCUGGGCUCCUCUCCCAGCAAAGUGUGAGACGAUUAGCCUAUCACACGUUUAAAGACAUCUUAUUGAAAUCUGCACUCUACUCUUUGCAUCAGCCUGGAGGGAAGAAGGACAGAGCUCAUGGCAUAUUGUCACAGUCAGGAUUUCCAGGUCCUGGACCAAGGUCAGUGCUUGGAGAAAGGCGCUCUGUCACCAGCACAAAGCCAAGCUUCGCUGGCAAGAGGGAACAAACAAAAGUUCACAGAAGUUCACGAGGACUGAGCUUUUCUGUUUAAAAAAGAACAAGAGAGCUACUUCCUAGAAAUGAACUUAAAUAGUCUAAUCUUCUCCUCAGACGUUGGCUCUGCCCCUCUCCUUCCCCCUGCGCUGAGCUGAAGGGCUGGGGGGGACACACCAUCCCCCAGCAGCUGCAAUUGCUCCACCUGCUCUUUGAAUGCAGGGGCUGACAGCAGCCCAGCGGCAAGCAUCCUGUUCCAGCAUGCAAACCAGCUCCAAAACCAGCCUAAUGUUUUGCUUAUUCUCUUUGUUUUCCAGCGCAGUGUGAGCCCUCCGCCUGUGCGGUGUUUUCACGGAUAAACCUGAAGCAGAGCGUGCUGCAGCGUGCAUCCGUCAUCCCAGCACAAAGUGGGUAAGGCAGCUCCCUGCUGCAGAUGCUGCACGUUCCCUGCAGUAGCUCACGCAAUGACUUUGUCUUAUUAAUAGGGAGAUUCUUGUUUAUUAGAUUUAAUAAUGUCCUCUUUAUGCGGCAAAGCUACAAAGAACACAAAGGGCCAUUCAUCAGCAGCUGCCUCCAGUGCUGGUUCUCAAGCACUGUGCCCCAAAUAGACCUCCCGGAAUAAAAGCAAAGAGCAGCCCAUGUCUUUCAGGUUAGGUAAGAAAAACAGUGCCAGGUGGUAGGUUUUGAGUGAUAAGGACUGGGGGUCAAGGUUUGGGAGCUUGGCAACUGUGGUUUGCGGCGGCAGUUGAAAGUGUUUGGGUAGGAAUGACAGGGCUUUUCAGGUCUCCUUGUCCUCUCGCAGCUGUGAUACAGAUAUGAACGUUGCCUAGUUCAAAUUCUAGUUAAACCUCUCCCCUUAAGUGCAAGUAAGCAACAUCAAGUGAUAUUUCUGAGAAUUUCAAGGAACUUCACAAAAAGCACUGAUGCAAGCUUCAAAACCGCCAUGAGACAAAGUUCUGUGGAGUAGGAGGAGAGUAAAGCUGAGUGAUGUUAAGCAAAGGACUGGUGUCCAGGAGAAGGCCCACAGCAGGGCUAACUUCACCAGGGGUAAAGGCAGUGUAACCCAGCCCUGUACAGCUCCUCACAGACCCUCCUGCAUCCCCCUGCUUCAGAGCAGCCAUGGCCAUGUGCGCUUUCUCCUGGGUAUUCACCUCCAGACCUUGUAGCUCAACUAAACAAAAUAACAUCCUUUCUUGAGAGCAACCAGGGGGGAAAAAGCCAGAAGACAGGACCAACAUCAAACAGAAAGGUAUUUGCGUCUGCUUGGAAAUGAAAGGCACCACGAAUCCACAGUCUCCCAUGCUACAAGAGCAGAGAGCAUCUCCAGCCGGGUAAACUCUGCUCUCCAGCCAACAGACCCGCAAAAGGCUUUAUCGCGGCAAGAAGAGCCCGUUCCCGUGCAACACAACUGGCCACACAUGGCUGUCCCAGAGCAGAGCCAGAUGUUCUUCAAGCAGAAGAAUUGAGGCAAGGCAGAUGUUGGCAACCUCGACAGCGUGCGAGUCCAAUUCUCUUUUUCCAUUCACUUGAGACAGAAGAGGAAAUCAGUGUUGGAUUACAGCUCAGUGUGUGAACCACGGAGGGGGUGAACAGGGUGUAUCAGGUCUUCACGAACGCGAAGCAGUGUACGCUCUCCAGUUUGCAGCACGCAAAAUGGAGGUAUCCAAUUUGUCCCUGUGCAUCUUCAUCGUGGCACAGACAGCAGAUGGAGUUUUAUGGGUAAAUGGAUGCAGUUAUGGGACCCUCUAAGGCCUCUAAAUAAUCCGCUGUCUUGGAGUUGGCCACUUCAGCUUGACCCUCACUCUGAGCAACUUCCUUCUUUGAAACAGUCUUCCUGCUCUGUGUCCCACAGCCUUGAGAGCCAGAAGCCAGCCCAGCCCACAACUUACUCAGCCACAAAAACCUGCUAAGAUGAUACAGCACAUCUUCUUUACCAUCCAGGACAGGACAGAAGACUCUUUGCCAACAUUGUGUAGCAGGGCUAUACCACAUUUCACAUGAGGAUUUGUAAUUGCCUUUCACAAGGGACUGACAAGCGAGAAAUGAACUCUGCAAGAAGCAAAUACCGGGAUGCGCUCGUCCCGGGGCAGUGGUUUAUGAGCAUCAGCAAGGGAGGAGCACUCACUAGAUGGGACCACAGGCUCGAGGCAGAAACGUGGGAAGUGGAGAAGACUGGAAAGGACGGGGCUGAAUCUGAGGAAAUGAAUCUGAAUCUCAGAUUGUUCCAGGGACCUGCCAGGGGAUGCUCCAUCCCAGCGUGCUGCUGUCAGGCAGACGGGGCACCCCAGCCCACCUGCUUCAGAAUCACUUUUUCACUCAAAUCCUCCCGUAAGCUCAAGGGACCAUGGCUCCUCCUUGUGUUACCACUCCCUGAUGGCUGCGUUAGAGAGAAAGCAUUUAUGAGAAGGGGGACUGAAUCAUGCACAGCCUGGAAGAAAGGCAGGACAUCAGCAGAGAAACUUGCCUUGGCCCUUUUAUCUCCAGCACCUUCACCAGGAACUUGGAAGACACAGCCAGCUCCUGCACUGUCACACCAUCCCAAUGCGCACGAGGAAGCUGUUCCCUACACCAGGAUGCAACCAAACUGGCCAGAUAUCACAAAGGAGCACAAAGACAUUCCUGGGACUGCAUCAACCCUCCAUGAAGCCAGCUACGAGGCACAUCAGCCAGCCGCACAUCAGGAACUACUGAUGCCAGUGGCCAAGUGGAGUGGGCUGAGGACCAGUCUGGCUGUGCCGAUCAUAGCGUGGAGUAACCAAAAUCACAGUGUCAUGGAAGGUGAUAGGAUCACAGCAUGCUUGUUUCCAUCAACAACUUCACAUCCCUCCCACAAUGGAGAUAGUGAUUUCCUUUGUAUGACAGACUAUUCUGUUGCACCAAGGGAGCCACUGGUUUAUUUUGGUUUGGCUAAAUAUGACCAGUUUUGUGGCUGGAUAAAGAAAUUUAACUCAUUAUACAAUCAAACUUGUUUGGCUUCUUGUUUCCCUUAUUCCUCUGUGAGCCCUGGGGACACCAGGAGGAGUUCAGGCAGGAGAGGGCUCUGA
This is a messenger RNA of Cuculus canorus (common cuckoo), 3835 nucleotides long. RefSeq lists its product as uncharacterized. NCBI's taxonomy places the organism in Eukaryota, Metazoa, Chordata, Aves, Cuculiformes, Cuculidae. The transcript has 8 exons. The coding region runs from base 2789 to 3835 and encodes 348 amino acids. The record is from RefSeq and is a predicted model, not a curated record.